Paramecium sonneborni is the source of this 208-nucleotide messenger RNA. The record is from the annotation of a GenBank genome assembly. NCBI's taxonomy places the organism in Eukaryota, Ciliophora, Oligohymenophorea, Peniculida, Parameciidae.
AUGAAUUAAAAUUUUUAAUUUUAAUAGAAAUAGAUUUUUCAAUGUAAGGAUCACCCUUAAGAACCUGCUUAAUUUUGGUGUAAACAAUCCUAUUGUUAAGAAAACAGAGUUUUUUGCAUUGUUUGCCAAAAAGAAAAGAGUAUCAAUUCAUAACAUGAAGAUUCUUUGAGGGGAAAAGCUAAAUUAAAUUUAAUUAAUUAUAGGUGAA